UGUAUUAUAAUAUGAUAACCCUCACCCUCAAGAUGAUAAAAAUCGAAACAAAUAAUUGUUAUUGUGCAGUUCUGGGAAAAAUAUUAAUGCAAUAGUGUUUUCUUCAUUAGCAAUCGGCAGAAUAUUAGAACCGUUAAAUAGGUUAACUUAUGAGGAUAAAGAUUGAAAUAUUAUAGAGAUAUGGGGACAUCACCGAGUCGUUACGACGAUUUGUCCAGGAAUGUCUGUUUGGAGCGUUUUUGUGGUAAAGAGUGUAUAGCCCCUGAUGAUCCCUUUUGGAAUCGUUUCCUCUCAUUCAACAUGCGCCCACCAGUGACUAGGAAUGAACAAAUAGAAUUGGAUUCACGACUGGAUGCCAUGUGUCAAAGAUUGCUGACAAAUAAUUUAUCAACAGGCAAUUUUGGUUCUCUUAUUCAAGUAACAUUGACGAGGACGAGUGAACUAUUGGCCUCUGUUACCAACCAGAACAUAAUGUCAGCGUGGCAGACGUACAACGCUCUAUUUGCAGUGAGAUGUAUUCUCAAAUAUCUGGUAGAAACAGUGGGAGAAAUGGAAAUGAUAAAACACGCUGAGACUGUACCAAAAGUGCCGAGCGGAGAGAUAAAAGAGUCUUCAACGAUAUUGAAGCUUGAAUCUUUAUUUGAGGCGCUUAUUGAGAUAAUUAUUGAUGUUCCACUUUGUGAAUUCACAUAUGUUGUGCAUCUAGAGGCUGUCAAUUGUCUUCUUGUUCUCUUAUCGGUCCAGCUAUUUUCGCAAACAUCGGCAACGUCUGUGUACAGUACUGUUUACCGAAUUGUUAUGACCCAUGAGGCGAGCAUACAUGCUCCUGUUGUUGUUUGUACUCUACUCCAUAAUUUUGCACAGCAGGAACAUGCACCACCUGGGCUAUUGACGAGGGAUGCCGGGGGCAGCUUUGUUUUCAAUAUUGCAGCUGGACUAUGGAAUGUCAUAACCAUGGGCAUGGGAAGUACCUUGAAAAAUAUCCAAGUAUCGAGUAAUGGUGCCACUGAGGAUGAAGAUAAAAAACGAGACACAGAAACACCGUUAGCUAGUCAAUCACUGUUACUGCUGUUAGUCCUCACCAAUCACUGCACUACUACACAUAAUCCUUAUAGAGAUGCCCUAUUUUCCUUCAACAACAUACAAGAUGAUGAAACGAUUAUGCCGACCAAGGCUGUCAUACCAUUUAGAUUUAAUUUUGAUAAAUUAUACAAUACGAUAUGUAAAGUAUCUAACAGCGAUGAAGUUACUUUGCUACUGUACAUGCUUUUGCAUAGAAAUCCCAGUAUCAAAGGCCACAUCAUCAAGCGUACCGAUAUACAGCUUUUAGUGACUCCUAUAUUGCAAAUUCUCUAUCACGCACCUGACAAUACAUCGCAUCACAUCUAUAUGUCACUCAUUAUACUUUUGAUACUCAGCGAAGAUGACUCAUUCAAUAAAAGAGUUCAUGAAAUUAUGUUGAAAGGAGUGACUUGGUACACAGAGCGAUGCAUCAGUGAAAUUUCCCUUGGAGGCCUUCUCAUUCUCGUUGUUAUUCGAACGCUGCAAUACAAUAUGUUGAAAAUGAGGGACAAAUAUCUCCACACCAAUUGUCUAGCAGCGCUGGCUAAUAUGUCGGCGCAAUUCAGAUCUCUGCAUCCCUAUGUCAGUCAACGGUUGUUGAGUUUAUUUGAAACACUUGCCAAAAAGCAUGCAAGAUUAGAAGUUAAAAUUCAAACUCAAUCCAAUUCUGAGACAGCUGUUAUCAAUGUGAAUGGGGAUGUUAAUGCCAAUUCCGAUUUAAUUCAGGAUCUAACUAUCCUUGAGGAAGUACUCAGAAUGGUCCUUGAAAUCAUAAACAGCUGUUUGACUCAUCGACUCGCACACAAUCCCAAUUUAGUUUAUACUCUAUUGUAUAAAAAAGAUAUAUUCCAAUCAUUCAGGACGCAUUCUGCUUUUCAAGAUAUCAUACAAAAUAUUUAUUCGGUAAUUAAUUUCUUCUCGUAUAAAUUGGAACAGACUGAUCAAUCUCAAAUCGGCGUAACUCAAGUAUUAGCUGCUAUACAGCAGGGAACAAUGCAAUGGCCCAAGGAUCGAUUGAGAAAAUUCCCUGAGUUAAAGUUCAGGUAUGUGGAGGAAGAGCAGCCAGAAGAGUUUUUUAUACCAUACGUGUGGAGUGUAGUCUGUCAGGGAGCUUUAUUAUACUGGAGCGCAAAGAAUAUCAAAUUAUUUUCAUCCAACAGUGGAGAACAAACGACAAUUGUCGUUUGCUGAUGUUGACUGAUUCAAUCAGUCCAUAAAAUCAAUUCCACACGCAAUAAUGGACAGACGGAGAGCAUUAGUUUAUCGUUUUUUUUUUCAUCAUUUUUUCUGGAUCCUCUAUCCUUUGAAAAACUGAUCAUUCUUAGAAUUUAUUUAUUAUUUCGUUAGCUAUAAGUAUGUAAAUAUAAAAUUGUUUUAAUCGCCAAAAAUUGAUAACCUAAUAACGGACUCCCCGAUGCUAAUGUUUCUGAAUAUUUAGUUGAUGUCAAUAUUCAAUUUUCUCUGGUUCAAUAAAUCUCCAAGUAUUUAUAAUGAAA
Messenger RNA from Fopius arisanus, 2558 nucleotides. RefSeq names its product dymeclin. Gene Ontology annotation, biological process: Golgi organization. The transcript is spliced from 7 exons. Gene Ontology annotation, cellular component: Golgi apparatus. The coding region runs from base 181 to 2253 and encodes 690 amino acids. The record is from RefSeq and is a predicted model, not a curated record. Lineage: Eukaryota; Metazoa; Arthropoda; Insecta; Hymenoptera; Braconidae.